This is a messenger RNA of Aedes albopictus (Asian tiger mosquito), 1083 nucleotides long. RefSeq lists its product as uncharacterized. The coding region runs from base 261 to 683 and encodes 140 amino acids. The transcript has 3 exons. NCBI's taxonomy places the organism in Eukaryota, Metazoa, Arthropoda, Insecta, Diptera, Culicidae. The record is from RefSeq and is a predicted model, not a curated record.
CGCAAAUCUUGGUCCAGGUGCUCGCUGCAUGCAUCCGCCAGGCUCGGGCAAACGAAAGCUUCGCCACAUUUAGCCGUGAGCAACAAAAUCAAAUUCUUCAACACGUUUGGUUCGAAUGCUUCAUCCUGAGAGUUGCCAACUGGUCCAUCGAUAUAUCCUCCAUCGUGGAGAGCAGAUGUGCCGAUGAACAACUUCGAACCAUUGUGCGGCAAACAAAGGCACUUCAAGUGGACUUAAUCGAACUUUCUCUGCUGGAAACAAUGAUACUUUGUCGGAAAGAAUACGGCUUGAGUGCCAAAGAAGUUCAACAACUGGAAAGCACAUCCGAGACGGCACUGAUCGCCUUAGGCCACUACAGCAUGCAACAGAUGAGCAUCGUCGGUACUCCAGCUUCUCCAUCGCCAAUAUUGGGUUAUCCGACCGGCAGAGCAGUCGCCACCCUUCGACCGCUGUCCCCAUCCUCAUCGUUGGCGAGGCCCAGCAUCGGCAGUAGUGGGACCAGUUUCACUGCUGCGCUUUCAUCGUCGUCCUCAUCGUUGUUACCCUUUUCGUGCUACCGACUGGGUAGACUACUACUGGGGUUAAGAGGUUUAUCUAUGCACUGCUAUGAGUCUUCGGUACGUGCCAUGUUUCAUGAGGUCACCGGCGACGGUCUAAUGGAGCACUUUAUAAUCAAAUUAUAGGCGGAAUGUCGGGAUACACGUAUGUAGUGUCGUGCUCCGAAAUGAGCGUCAAAGCGUGGCGGGUUAGAAUUGUCACCUGAUGUGCCUUAAAUCUCGCAAGAAGGAAACGAUUAUCGAACCAAUUCAGUGUUGCUUUUUUACUGCGGUUUGAUGACAGAAAGACCAUUAUUAAUAAUAAUCCGUUCAUGAAGAACUAAACUUAUUAGGAGGACCGUGGAAUAUGAAACUUGCGCUAAUUGGUUCUCUUCGACGUUUUGUGAAACAGUAAGCUACCAUGCGCUUCCAUUAUAGUGCAGUCCUCCAAGACAUAGUCAUUUUCCACUUAUUUUUCUUGUCCGGGAAUUCGAAGCUAAGUUUGAUACAUAACCCAGGAGAUUCUGAUCCCGUGAAUAAUUUUAAC